Sodiomyces alkalinus F11 is the source of this 3600-nucleotide messenger RNA. RefSeq lists its product as hypothetical. Gene Ontology annotation, biological process: intracellular sterol transport. The record is from RefSeq and is a predicted model, not a curated record. NCBI's taxonomy places the organism in Eukaryota, Fungi, Ascomycota, Sordariomycetes, Glomerellales, Plectosphaerellaceae. Gene Ontology annotation, cellular component: plasma membrane; endoplasmic reticulum membrane; endoplasmic reticulum-plasma membrane contact site. The coding region runs from base 1 to 3600 and encodes 1199 amino acids. Gene Ontology annotation, molecular function: sterol transfer activity; sterol binding. The transcript has 10 exons.
AUGGAAGACAGUAGCAGAGGAAGAACGCAGACCGGACGAACCGAGGGAGGCGGCAGUGGCAGUGGCGUCGCCUUGGAUAGACUACUCUUGUCCCCCAAGACCAUCAUAGCGAAGCGACGAGGACGGCGGAGACAGAAAAGGGAAGCGGAAGGGGACAGAAAGGGAAACGGUAUCGGUAUCGGUAUUGGUAUCGACGACGAGGCGCGUGACACUGCGGCUAACGAUGGUGACGAUCUGCUAAAGGGCUUAGGGCUGGCUAUGGCGUAUUAUCGGCAGAAGGAUGCGAGGGAAGAGGAGGGUGACGAAGAAGAAGAACGAGGAGGAGGAGGAGGAGACAAAAGCGAAGCCGAAGACGGAAGGGACGGAAGCAAAACGAUCACGAUGACGACGACGGAAGAUAGGUCUCACAACCAAGCAUCUUCUUCAUCCCUAUCAGAAACCCUACCAGCAACCGCAUCAACCGUCGUCAUUCCCUCUCCCGUCAUACGUCCUAACGCCUUUGCCGUUUCGACCCAUCCCUCCCAGAUCGGCUACCUCACCACCUCCUCUCCCCUCGGCCAGGAGGAGCACCAAGCGCCCGAGCUGGCAUCCCCGUCGUCGACCAUAGUCGCCAACCGGCCCGAGUCGGUUGGCUCCGACUCGCGGUCCAGCAGCCUCUCUCGAGACGCCCGUCGCUCUCCAUCUCCCAGUCUGGCGGGGAACAGCGGAAGCAGUCCAGGCACAAGUCCCGAGCGCCGGGCCACUUCUGCCGUGGACGGCGGUGUCAAUCUCGAUGCCGUAGGAAGUGGGAGUGGCAGAAGUCGUGACCUGGACCUGGACCUGGACCAGAACCGAAACCGAAACCGAGACCGAGACCGAGACCGAAACCGAGACCGAGACCGAGACGACUACGGACACAUCGACAGCGCAACUCCUUCCCUUUCCGACACAGCCUCGUCAGUCAGCCACAUCACCGCAUCUACAUCCGCCCUCCUUUCUUCCCGUCCUUCCGAAUCGCAGGACUCGGAAACCUCUCAUGCUUCCAGUGCACCUUCCCCGUGGGGCACUCUGGUAGCCCACAGGAGAACGAGAUCCAACUCGGCGAGCCCCGGCCCCAGCAAACUCUCCAACGCCACCUUUGCUCCCAUGUCCCCGACCGUUGAGAGUCCCCCGGUCAACAACCCCAACAGUACAUCCAGCUUCUUCUCGUCCAUGCUUUCGGCUGCUCAAACCGCCGCCAACCAGAUUACCAAUACCAUACAGAACACAAACCUCGGCCCGGCUUCGCCCAAAAAUAAGGCCGGCAUGGGAGCCCGUGGCUCCGUGCCGCAGUUAGGAGGAGGAAGAGGAGGAGUCCAUCUCGGAGAUUCCGCAGCAACCAGCCACGACGCCUCCGACAAGGUGCCCGCCGUCAAGACCCUAGGGGACGGGGAGCUGACCCUUCACCAACUCGGCAUCGUCGAACCUUCCUCCCCUAGCCUGGGCCCUUCUCCCACCCGCGCUCGCUCAGAAUCCGCCCCGGUCGAGUCGACCUCGGGUGCUCCCCAGCCGAACGGGGCGGCAGCACGUUUGCUGCAGGAUUCUCCCGCCAUCGAACGCAGCCCGGUUCCUUCGGUACCGGACGAGAAGACCAGCGUCAGCCGUUCCGGUAGUGUCCGGAGCUCGGUCAUAAGACACCGACCCCGUGGCAGCUCCACCGCUACGCGCGCUACGACCACCACGAUCGGGCCCCCCAUUGCCGCCACCGCGACCGGCGCCUCGGCCGCCCAGCCCGCCAGCCCUUCCGCCCAACAAAGGCUGAGCGGUUUUGCCGUCUCCAGCAAGAAGCGCAACCGGGACUUCCACGUCCUGUUCAAGAGCGUGCCGGACGACGACUACCUGAUAGAGGACUACAGCUGCGCCCUGCAGCGCGAGAUCCUGGCUCACGGCCGCCUCAACAUCCUCGGUUGGUCGACGACUCUGGUCAUGAGCUUUGACGAGAUCGUCGCCGUCGAAAAGAGGUCCACGGCUCUGGUCUUCAAAAAUGGCCUCAUGGUCACUACCCUGCACGCUAGGCACAUUUUUGCCAGCUUCGCCAGCCGAGACUCGACCUACGACCUGAUCAUCAACAUCUGGAAGCUCGGCCACCCUUCGCUGAGGAGCACCCUCAACGGGGUCGAGCUCGAGACCACCGGCGGCGACAAGACGGAGAAGAUCAUGGAUGCAGGGGAGGCCCAAGGACCUGUCGAGCCGGAGGACCGGAGCGCUUCCGUCUCUGAGCUGGAUGAUGACAGCGAGGAUGGUUCCGAUAUGUACGACGAAGAUGACGAGGGAGAACCGGCCGAUACCGCACACGGGAGCGAGGUCUCCGGCACUUCGGACUCCGACAAGGCGGCAGCAGCUCGCAAAGUCUCGGGCGCCGUGGUCACGAAUGGUGCUCCCCCGGACUCGGGUAGUGGCGGCGAGGCCGGACCUCCCGCUGCCGGUGACGACUUCCCCGGGCCAGCAACCCACCCCGCCACGGAUUGCGGCGACGCGGCCUCCCACUUGGAGAAGGUGGUGGGGGAUGACGUCGUCCCCGCUCCGCUGGGUAAGGUGCACGACCUGAUGUUCGGCGCGGGAUCGGUGAAUUUCAUGCUCAAGUGGCUCAAGAACGAGGCCAAGUGCUGGGACAUCGUCAUGGAAGACAAAAAGGGGCUCAGUGCGGAAAACAAGACGCGGGCGUACAACUACAUGAAGCCCCUCCCCGGCAGCAUCGGCCCCAGCAAGACCAAGUGUAUCGUGGCCGAGACCGUCGACAGCCUGGAUUUCGAAAAGGCCGUCCACGUGUCCGUGGUGACGCAGACGCCAGACGUCCCGAGCGGCAACGCCUUCACCGUGAAGACCAAGUACUGUCUCUCGUGGGCCGAGAAUAAUUCGACUCGCAUCCACGUCAGCUGCGUUGUGGAUUGGACGGCUAAGAGUUGGCUUAAGGGCGCAAUUGAGAAAGGCGCAAACGACGGGCAGGUGUCGUACUGCACCGACUUGGUCGCGAGCUUGAAGGCUGCCGUGUCUUCGAAAUCUCGUCCCGGCGCAGAUGCCAGCCGUGGCGUUGCGGGCAAAAAGAGGAAGGGCCGCAAGGGCCGCAGCCUGCAGGCGUCCACAGACACGGAUACCGAGAAGGGUGACGUCAAGCCGAAGAAGCAGGACUGGGGUCUCUUCGAGCCCUUGCGGCCGCUCCUGGGCCCGGCCGUCGACCUGAUCAAGCCGAUCAUGACAGGCAAUAUCAUGUACGGACUGCUCGUCGGGCUCCUGGUGACGGCGUGGUUCGGCUUCGGUUUCCCCGACGCUUCUCGGCGGUCGCGGGACGUGGGCUACUACGCGGCGCCCGACCGGAUUGCGGCGUACGAGGAGAUUUGGCGGCGGGAAGAGAGCGAGCUGUGGGAUUGGCUCCAGGAACGAGUCAACCUGGAGCGGAUAAGAGAAGGAGCCGCCGCCGCCGCUGGCCCAUCGACGGUGGGACAGAUGGCUGGAUCCCGUGCGAUGAGGGAGAGAUUGGGCCAAGAGCGCUUGGACGACCGCGAGAUGGAGACGGCGAUCCGCACUACGGAGGAGAGACUUCAGGGGCUGAAGGAGUUGAUGGGGAAGAACAAGGGGGUGUGA